UAGGGAACAUCCAUGGAAGAGCACUAAACAUUUGUGGCUGUAGUUGACUCACUACCCCAGGCUGCAGAUUGAGGGCCAGCGGCCCCGAGUCUCAGAGUUGAGACAAAUUGCGAGGGAGUGAUUGGCUGGGGACUGGUUGCUCUUGGCCCAGGUUGAAGUGAGAGGCUCAAUGUGGCCACCGCAAACUGACCAGAUCCCAUUCAGGCGGUUAGGUCCAGCCUUCGGGUCGGCUUUCCUCUCGCUCUCCAAGCCACUGAAUCUCUCCCUCAGAUGCUCUACUGACUGACUGUUGAACAUCGUCAGGCAUCUCUGCUCCACCAGUCCUUCCCAUUCUGAGACCCUCCUCUCUCUCCAUCUGUAGGUUUGGGCAAACUCAGGUCUCAAAUAGGCCAGUGGGAACUCGGCUUUGGCCACUUUCAACACACUUUCUCACCACCCCCCCACUCCUGGUGAACAGAUGACUCCCAUCAACCCAGUCCACUCCAGUGUUACCGGUGAUGCCAACUAAACAAUUUUUACUCUCGGGCAAGUUGCUGCCAGUUGGGCACCGGAGUCACCUUGGGUUCCAACUGGAGCUCCAUUAGUCACCUCCUCCUUGGCUUUAGUGGUUGCUCUCCCUUCUGCUCCAUUUCAGGAAGCUUCCCCUGAGUUUUUGCAACCCCUCCGAAUUAGCCAGGUGGGAUGCAGGAGCUCAGACUCCUCAAUUGAUUUUAGUUUUAAAUGAGAGCAAGUUUAGUGUCAAGGUUCCAAUUGACAAACCCAAUGAAGUAAGCAUAGCUGAGACGAUCUGAUCUCUCAUGCAAAACUUUAUUGAACAAAUCAUAUCAGCACAGAUGAAAGGAAAAUCAGCUCUGGCUAAUUGGUACCAAAGCAAUAUAUUAAAAGUAUAGAACUCCCUUCCCCCCUGACGGUGCAGGUCACAUUACCCAAUUAAGCUUCAGACAAUUAUUACGAGAAAAAUCUUCAGUUCUCAGUAAAUAAUAUCUUGCUUGACCUUGGUUCGCAGACUCAGCAGCUCAAAACCUGCAAGGCCCAUUCCAUUCUUCCCCCCUCCUUCCUAAGUCUGUAGGCAAGGCAAGAAACAGAAAUGGCUAAAACACCAUGAGGCUUCUUUGAGCUUGACACUGGGUUAGUUAUUUUAGUAUUUGAAUUGCCUCUAAAAUUUGCAACACUUCUAUUUUUGAAUUCAUUCUGAAAAAUAUUUGAAUAAUGUUUUUAUUCACAUAAUAAUACUCUUUAUGUAUCAAUAUAUUGUAGGAAGAGCUACAAGAAGCACUUCUUGCUCGGGCAAUAAAGCAGCAGACUGAAGAAUAUUCAGAAGACUUUGAAAGUGAUGCAUUCUCAGAAGAGGAAUUUCCUGAAUCUGAGGAAAACAUCUGUCCUAAAUCAGCAGUCUUUAAAGUAUCAUCAUCUAAGUUUAAUCUUUGUAACAAGAACACUUUAAAAAGCGAAAGUGCCGAUGACUUGUCUUCAUUAGAGGAAUAUGAGGGAUCUCAAUAUGUCUCUAUUCUGGAGAGAAAGGUUUUGAGCAAAGAGGGGCAAACCAUCCCCUUAUCACUAACUGAACAUCCUGGAUCAUGUAAAAGGAGUGCAGCAAAACAAUCCAUUCCAUUUGAAAUAUCUGUGUCAAAUCACUAUUCUUUUGGAAAAGAAAUAUCAGAAAAUAAACAUUUGAUCAAAGACACCAAAGAUGAUACAAUUAUUGAAGAAAGGUCUGGUUGUGAAGAAGAUUACAAUAAUAUAGAGGAAACAAUUAGAUAUAAGUUGAUAUUAGAGGAAAAAAAUAUGAUUCAGUGUAAAAUGGAAAGCAAGCCAGUGCCAGAGCCAAGGGAGUUCAAGACUAAGGCUGUAUCAGCAUCAGCUGAAAAUAUAAGCAUUCCUGCCUUAUAUGAUUUUUCAAAGCAAUCUCCUCAACCUAGAAGUAUUUUGAGGAAAAGUAGCCAUGUGGAAGACUAUGAAGGAACCAAGGCAGAGGGAAGAAUACCUAAUCAUCAUCGACUGUUUUCGUUAUCUGCACCAUCUUCUGAAACAAGAUUAAACAAUCAAGUGAUGAAAUCUGAAAAAAGAGCACUUUCUGAAAGUCCUGGUGCUGAGGGCCCCUUAAUUGCAAACUCCUCAUCCUCAAUCCCUAUCCAGUUGUCAUCAGUAAAUGAGAAAACUGGAGAUUCUAAUUUGGCAGUAUCUGGAAAUAAAACCUCCUCUAAAGAUAAUGAACAUAAAGAAAUUGACAAUUUCUAUGAUCUCAGAUUGCUGGAGAAUGACAGAAAAUCUCCUUCGGUGAUAGAAUUAAUGAUGACUACAGUUUAUGAGAAUACUAAGAAGCAAUAUAAACCAACUGAAGACUUUCUAGAACAAAAAUUGCAGAUGUUAAAACCCAGUGAAGAUGAUUCUAUUGAGACACCAAAAGAUGAUCCAUCAGAACAGAAAGUAGCUUUAACUACUUCAAAAUCUGUAAUGGAUAGUUCAAAGGAUUUUGUAAAGGAAGAGUGUGAAGAAGUAGAAGCAGCUCCACAAAAAGCUAAAAUCAGGUCUUUGAGCACUACAUAUUUGAAGAAAACAGGGAAAUACUCUCCUGUCACAAGAAGUACAUCUGCUCAAUAUUUAGGGACAUUAAAGUUCUUGGACAAUAAGCAUCUACAAAAAUACAGUGCUGACCUAGAUAAAGCAGAUAGUUUACGAGCAGCUGUUUAUCAGGACUGGUUGGAAAAGAAGAGAAUCUUCCUCUUGGAAUUACAAAGAAUAAAAAGAAACAAAGCUGAGAACUUGCAAGAGAAAAAUGAAAAGAAAGAAGCUGCUAAAAGAGAAGAAGCACUUGCAUCCUUUGAAGCUUGGAAGGCCAUGAAAGAAAAAGAAGAAGAAAAAUUGGCUGAGAAAAAAAAAUUGGAAGCAGCAAAGAAAAAGAAAGAAGCUGAACUAAAUGAGAAGAAAAAAGAAGAGGCACAAAAGGCUUUUGAAAAAUGGAAAAAAAAGAAAGCUGCAUAUUUAAAACAGCAAAUACAAAAAGAGAAAAGAGUUGAAAGAUUAAAAAAGAAGGAGCAGGAGCUUGUUGCAGAGAAGAGAAGAGAUAGCAGAUCUGCAGUUGAAAAAUGGAAUGAGAACAAAGAAGAAUUCAUGAAGCAAAAGAAAAAAGAAAAAAUCCAAGAAAAGAAAAAAGAAGUAGAAAAACAGGUUGAGAAAGAAGAACAAGAUAAAAGAGCUCUAGAUGAAUAUAAAAAAUGGCUGUGUGCGAUUCAUUCGUUCAGAAUUCGAACCGGACUGAGGAUGAAAAGCACAAUGAAACCGCCAUUUGGAUCCCACAGCAGUAGCCACUGCUUGAUUAACUUGAUGAACAAACUCAGGACCAUUAUCAGAGGAAAUAAAAGACGGGCAACCAAAACGAGGAAAAGAAAGAGAUGGACGAAAGUAUGCAAAAAAACCAAAAAAAACUUCAGGUUAUUCUUGAGGAUGAAACUCCAUCUCCGUGGAGUCCACCUGGCAAGGCUGUAUCCUCAAGAAGAUAUUGAGAUACCCACUGCCAUGAGUUGUGGCUGGCAUCCUCAGAGGCAGAGUUAACUGCUUUGUGGUAUACCUCUGAGUUGCUCAUAGGCAACUGAACUGUAGUGGCCUGGGAGAAUAACCUCAAGGAACAGGAGAAAGAGCUAAGACAAUGGUAAGAUACAAGAUAUUUGAAUCCAAAGUAGAAAUGUGAUAACAUGUCUCAGUCUUGACCCUCCCUACAUUUUUUGUAAAUAAAGUGGAAAGCAGGAAUUGCAAGAUUCUGUUACUGCAAACCUAUUAUAAAAAUAGUUUUAGUAUCCCUAAAAGGUUUCCAUGUCUGAGCUACUUUGAAUGACUGAUAUGAAAUGGACUGAUUUGAGCUCUUGUAUUUAAACCCGACAAGUUGAUAUCUGGCUAGUCCAUAUACAUAAGAGUAAUUUCAUAUAAAAGUCAUUCCCGAUUGAUUCCUCACCUAGAUAGAUCUUCAGUUGAUUCAUUUCAAUGAAAUUCCAAUAGCUAUCUGUCUGUUGCUAUUAAUACCACUACUGUAAUUUUGGAAUUGUGCUCAGUUGAAGCAAAUACUGUUGCUAAAAACAAAACAUAGAAACACACAUAUACACACAGACAGAGAAAAAGCACAGAGGUAGAAAAAGUGGAGUAGGUCACCUGUAAAUCAAUCAUUAGGGAGAGGGCUGUUUCAGGCACACUGUUAAAAGAACAAUUUUCCCAGAGAGAGAGAUACAUGUCUCAAUUUUCAUAGCGUUAUAUUGCAUAGUGCAGUAAUCCUUUGUUCACAGAGCUUGCUAAACAGUUAUUUUGAUCAUGUUACUAAUUUGAGAUAGAUAUUGUUUUAUUUUAUUUACAUUCUUAUUCUUGCACAUGUGCAUCAAAUAAGUCUUACGAUGCAGGUAUACAUUUUAAUAAUUAAUAAUUACUAGAAAGGAGAAAGAUACUGGGUCAAGAAGCUGCAAAUAACAAUUCUUUUGAACUGAUUUACUACCUUCCCACACAGUUUGCUGGGCAACCAGAGAUAUGGCAAAGAGGAGGAAGAGCAGCUUUCUCUUCCUUAUUUUCUCCAGCUCCACCUUCAUCUGACCCUCUGGUACAGAUAUCUCCAGUUUGGAAAUUUGCAAAUUAUUGCCUGGAAAUUGGACUCCCACAUGUUUGAAGGGCUCCAUGUUGGAGAAGGGAGCUGAAGAAUAUAUUUGUUGAAAUGUAAAUUGUUCAGAAACUACCAUUAAGUUGAUAUUGGCACAAAAGAGAAUAGCCAUCUUUAAGAAGAAAAAGGGACCAUUAAAAAGAAAUUAGUAUUUCACUGCUGUUAACAUUUUGGAAUAUUUCUAGUCACAACAGAGACAAGCAUUUCAGAAGCCUGCUUUGUUAUACUAAGCUAUGCAAUAUUUAUAAUUUUGUUUCAAACACUGGCAGACAAUGGCAUGCUUUUGAAAUACUCUAAAUAAUUUAAUUCUCUCUAAACUUUCUUAUUUCAGGGGUACUAUACAAAAACAUUUGUGCCAAAGGUGCUUUUUUCACGAGGCAACUGGAUUGUCCCUUUGGGACAACCAUGAUCUGGAUGACUGGAAAUCUCUAUUGUGGGGAAAAAACCAAUGAAAGAAACAAGAGACAGCAACACAAAACAAUAAUUCUUACUUUAAGAUUCAGAGGUUUAUUUCAGCAAUAAUUUGGAACAUAAGCAAACAUCAUAACAUCACUUACAUUAACAAUUCAUUGCAAUGAGGUCCAAUGAUAUAGCAUAGUGGUGGCGACCCUUUUAGAGACCCAGUGCCCAAACUACAACCCCAAACCCACUUAUUUAUCACCGGGUACCGGGUGGGUGUGGCCACGGUGGUCAUGGCAGACUGUGUGGGCGGGGCCAGGGUGGCAGGGGUCAGUCCCUCGCCAUUUCCAGGGCAUGGCACACGUGCCCACAGACAGGGGUCUGAGUGCCUCCUCUGGCACGCGUGACAUAGGUUCGCCACCACUGAUAUAGCAGCUCCAAUAAGGACAGCUAUAGGCCAGUGGCCCUGAGCUGGUCUUGAGCUCUAUCUUUUAUACCUUUUUUUCUUAAUGGCCACAUACAGAUGGUCACUUUCUUGAAACAUUUAAGAAAUCAGUUCCUUGUUCUUUCUUGCUGAUCAUCGGUUUCCACACAUACCCGUGUACAUCUAAAACAUCCAUCCAUCUAUUACUUUCAGCUCCCUUUUUCCCACGGUUCUAAUAUUCUUAUUCCAGAUAUACUUAUAAAACUAUAUACUUGCAAAGAGCAAAUUGCAAAUGCCCAGCAAAUUACAAAUAGUUCUUUCAUACUAUGAAACCAUCCAAGCUGAAAACCUUUGGUUCAUGUCUUCUUUGUGGGGCUUUCUGUAAUUUAUCUAGACCUUAUCAAACCGAAUAGAUUAAUAGGCUAUAUUUUCGAUUCCCACAGUCCCCACUUCUUGUCUGUAAGGACAAUACAAAAUCUUUGUGCAUGGACAACCUCAUAAAAAAUUUCCUAGGAGUAAUAUUAAUUCAGUUGAGCAUCCUUCAUUUAAGAUCAAGGAGGACAACUACUUUAAUUAAAAGCAUUGCAUUUCAGCGAAAUAAGUGCACAAAAAUAUUAGACAGACUGGAAGGUUUGUAAUUGCCUCAUGGGGUGUAUAUUGGCUCGCCUGUUGAUAUAGUGACUGUUGACUGCACGGUUAUAUACAUAAAGGAUCUCACUGAGGGAGUAUGUGUUCUGACCAAUCCUAAGGAAGGGGUUCUAGUUCUGGUUGACAAGGAAGAACUGCGAAAGUCUAUUCCAGGCAUAGAUGUAGUGGUUCGGGUAUUAACUGUCAUGAGUGGUAUUGGGGAAGUCUUAGAGGACAUAGAGGACAAACACCUUUUAAUGACCACAACCACUAUAUAAAGAAGGAGAAGGAUAAACAAAAGUCAUAAUAAAAAUAACAAGAUUUUUUCCCCUAUGCAUGCAAAUAUAUUAGAAAAUACAUCCCAAAAAAUCCCCCAUCAUUAAAGGAUCCAAAGGAUGAAAUGGGAUCCAUUUUAUAAUUAUGCACAGCUUGACGUAUCUUGGUAAUGUUGAGAAAUAGACUUUGAUUGACAUCAGGGAUAAAAAUAUAACAAGACAAGCCUAUGAGUUUACAAAGUCCAUCCUCUUUUGCCAGAAUGUAGUCAAGGGCCAAUCAGUUUUGCAAAACAGUGGUUCGUAUGGCAGUAAGUUCUGAGCCUAUCAUUUUCAGGCUAGAGGCAGUAGUAUUGGCCACUGAUUCCAGUAAUAUAGAGAACCUUUUACUGUGUUCCCAGAGCAUAUUAAUGCACAAUUGAAGAAUUAUGGUACAAAGAAUCGGUUCCAGCCACUAGACAAAAUUUCACGUUUUUGGUGAGGGACUGGAGCGAGGACAUGAAGAUCCUCUGGUUUUAGUAAGGGCAAGAGGCCUGGAAAAAUUGUGCCCAAAUAACAUCAACCCUUCCAACCAGGAGGAAGUGCAUGAUAGGCUUGUUUUCCACAAAUAAAAUGCAAACCAGGAGGAGCCUUUAUGACAAAAAACAAAUUUUGAAGGAGCAAAUACAAAUAGCUCUUCGACAGUGGCAUUCUUUUCUUUAUGGACAGGCCUAAGGUAUGGUGGCUCUGUAAAUGUAUCAGACAUGACAAUUAUUUGGUAACAACUAAAAAAAAGUACAUAGGGAGGAGUUUACUAUACAGCAACAGACAUUCAAAACGGGCAUAUUAGGUAAAUAAGGAAACUGCUCACUGGGGGAAUAUUUUCUUGGAUAUAAAACCUGGAGUUUAUGUAACUGAGACAUUAUAUGAUGAUACAAUAGAUACUUGUGGUAAGAGUCAAACUUAUAUUUAUCCCCGUCUUCAGGGGAGCAAAGGAUCACUUUGCCAGUUGCCUCUGUGUCAAAGGCACAGGGCCUAAUGUAUGUGGAGCCAGGAUGUUGUCGCCAAAUGGCACAUAGUUCAAUAGUAAAAUUACAAGUGCUAUAUCUCAUAGUUGUAAUACUCAUGCAAUUCACAUUUAGCCCAUGGGAUUCAAUACAAAAAGUUCCUCCUUCAGUGUCAAGUAAAGGAAGAAAUUUGAUUGGGUGUAAGGACCCACCCCACUUUGCAUCUUAAGAAGACAGAACUCUUGGAAUAUUUCUUCCAACAGGCAUCUUUAUUAAGAGAAAAUGGU
Molecule: messenger RNA, 7631 nt
Organism: Crotalus tigris (Tiger rattlesnake)
Lineage: Eukaryota; Metazoa; Chordata; Lepidosauria; Squamata; Viperidae
Gene: MAP9
Product: microtubule associated protein 9
Exons: 14
Coding region: 1786-3552 (588 amino acids)
Biological process (GO): mitotic spindle assembly; mitotic cytokinesis; regulation of mitotic cytokinesis
Cellular component (GO): astral microtubule
Molecular function (GO): microtubule binding
Source: RefSeq, a predicted model, not a curated record